This is a messenger RNA of Dermatophagoides farinae (American house dust mite), 1848 nucleotides long. Lineage: Eukaryota; Metazoa; Arthropoda; Arachnida; Sarcoptiformes; Pyroglyphidae. The record is from RefSeq and is a predicted model, not a curated record.
UAAUAUACAACAAUUAUCAUCAACAAUUUUACCGCAACAACAACAACAACGACAAUUAUUAUCAUCAUCAAAUAUGAAUACAAACAUGGUGGCAAAUACAAAUGUACAACAACAAUAUUCUAAUCAGAAUCAACAGAAUCAUAAAUCACAAGGUGGCCAGGUUUUAUUCUCAAAUAAUAUACAAUAUAUGAAUAAUAAUAAUAAUAAUAAUUCAUCAAUAUCAUCAUCGGCAACAUCUGAAUCAUUAUUACAACAUCAUUAUCAUCAUGGUCAUCAUAAUAAUAACGCUGCUACAACAGCCGGUGGUGGUGGUGGUACAAAUGCAGAUAUUUAUCGUAAACGAUUAUAUCGUGUUGGUCUGAAUCUAUUCAAUAAACAACCAUCUGAACGUGGUAUACGUUUUUUAAUUGCAAAUAAUUUUAUUGAACAAUCUGUUACUAUUGAAGAACAAGCACGUGCUGUUGCAAUUUUUUUAAUCACAAGAAAAGGUGUUUCCCGACAAAUGAUUGGCGAAUAUCUUGCCGAUAAUAAUCCAUUUAAUAAGGCUGUAUUGAAAUCAUUUGUUGCGGAAAUUAAUUUAACCGGAUUAAUUGUCGAUGAAGCAUUACGGUCGUUUCAAAUGAAUUUUCGUUUUCCAGGUGAAGCACAAAAAAUUGAACGUCUAGUCGAAUCAUUUGCCGACCGUUAUAAAGAAUGUAAUCCAAAUGAUGUAUUAUCAAGAGAUUCAAUAUUUAUACUUGCAUUUGCAAUUAUAAUGUUGAAUACUGAUUUACAUAAACCGACAAAUAUUAAACAUCGUAUGACACAGGAACAAUGGCUUUCCAAUUUGAAAGGUGUUUUCAGUGAAGGUGAUCUUUCAUCACAAUUUUUAUUGGGUGUUUAUAAACGUAUUAAAAAACAAGAAUUACAAACCGGACCAGAUCAUGUUACACAGGUUCUUAAAGUACAAUCAACAAUUGUUGGUAAAGAUGUACCAAAUCUAUGUCUAUCACAUCGGCGUUUAGUUUGUUAUUGUCGUUUAUAUGAAAUUCGUGAUGUAAAUCGUAAAGAAAAAGUUGGCCAACAUCAACGUGAUGUAUUUCUAUUCAAUGAUCUACUGUUGAUAACGAAAACAACAAAUCGUUCACGUAAUAAUCAAAUGGCUGAAUAUCAAUAUCGUUCAAGUACAUCGUUGGAUGGUUUACAAGUCAAUAUAUUUGCUAAAGGUUUCUAUGCACAUGGUAUUCGUAUUAGUCGUCGUGUUGAUCAAAAAUGUUUAGCAUUAUUCAAUGCACGUAAUGAAUUGGAUCAAAAACGUUUUGUUGAAGAUUUACGUGAAUCAAUAGCUGAAAUGGAUGAAAUGGAACAGAUUCGUAUUACAAAAUCAAGUUCAUUAGUACAAUUGAAUGAUUUCAUGUUAACAACAACAACAAAUAAUAAUAAUGCAAUAAUGGCGUCAUCCAGUGGUCAUGGUACAUAUCAUAAUAAUAAUCGUCAACAAUCAAUAUCAUCAUCAAAUUUACAAUCAAGUAAUGGAGAUAUUGAUGGUAAUCUAGCAACAAGUGAUAGUACAAUCAAUGAUGUGGAUAUUGAUGAUGAACAGAAUAAACAACAACAACAACAACAACCACAAUCACCAAAUGGAUCGGGACCAAAUCCAUCAACAACAGCGCCGACAACAACAACAUCUAAUGGUCAUCUAGUACAGCAUCAGCAACAACAUUAUUAUCACCAAUAAUUUGAAUUCUUGGAUUGAUUUUUUCUUUCUUUUCUGCUACAGGUUGUUUUAGUCACACACUUGUUGUUUUUUUUACAAUACAAUUGAAAUUUUGAUCUCACUUUAAGAUACUUGAAUUUUUUUAAAAUAAU